This is a messenger RNA of Cuscuta campestris, 445 nucleotides long. Lineage: Eukaryota; Viridiplantae; Streptophyta; Magnoliopsida; Solanales; Convolvulaceae. The record is from the annotation of a GenBank genome assembly.
GUGGAUUUUGACGUGCUCGGAUGGUGGAAGCGGAACGAACACAUGUUCCCAUGUCUCGGCAUGUUAGCAAGACAAGUGUUAUCCGUUCCCGUAUCAACCGUAGAAGUUGAACGAGAAUUCAGUGCUGGCGGCAACAUUCUAACCGACUUUCGAAGUUGUCUUAGCGCUGAAUCUCUUGAAACACUUGUUUGCAACCAAGAUUGGCUCUUGGCAAGACGUCGAGCUCAAGAGUCAACGUACCAACUCGAAUCGGAGCAUUACAUGAAUGCAACAACAGAUGGAAGUCCGAGUUCUGAAGAAUAAGUUAUAAUUUUUUUUGUUAAUGUAAAUAUGUAAUUAGUUUUUUUUAGCUGAGCGAUAUAUAAGCUCCUUCGAGGGUUUCUUUACGGUUCUUUACCUCGUUGCUUUUUUUGAACCGUCAGAAUAUUAAAUGUGGUUGUUCUUC